Messenger RNA from Hemicordylus capensis (graceful crag lizard), 2692 nucleotides. It is a transcript of the gene CALB1, whose product is annotated as calbindin 1. The coding region runs from base 293 to 1081 and encodes 262 amino acids. Lineage: Eukaryota; Metazoa; Chordata; Lepidosauria; Squamata; Cordylidae. The transcript has 11 exons. Gene Ontology annotation, cellular component: terminal bouton; dendrite; synapse. Gene Ontology annotation, molecular function: calcium ion binding. The record is from RefSeq and is a predicted model, not a curated record. Gene Ontology annotation, biological process: regulation of presynaptic cytosolic calcium ion concentration; regulation of long-term synaptic potentiation.
UCGGGGAAAAGCCCUGGAGGGGGGAAGCGUGCUGCUGCCUCAUCGCCUUUUCUGAAGGGGAAAGAGCAAAAGAAGAGGAACAAUGCCCAGAGAAGGCAGGCUCCGGGAGGGAGCUCGGGAGGGGCGUGGCUCGGCGCGCAGAGACCGGAUAAAUAGAGAGCCCUCCGCCGAGAACGCCGAGGAGGACUUGCCCGGACGGAGAGUCAGCACCGCGGACAGCGACACCAGCUGCCUUUGAACCCCCCCCGCCUCCCAGCACCACACUCUCCCACGCAUCGCCCAGGCGCACGCCAUGGCCGCCGAGACUUACCUGCAAGGAGUGGAGAUCUCAGCUGCCCAGUUUUUCGAGAUCUGGCGUCAUUACGACUCUGAUGGCAAUGGGUACAUGGAUGGGAAGGAAUUGCAGAGUUUUAUCCAGGAGCUGCAGCAGGCACGAAAGAAAGCAGGACUGGACCUAACCCCAGAAAUGAAAACAUUUGUUGACCAGUUUUCGAAGAGUUCUGAUGGAAAAAUAGGAAUAGUAGAGCUUGCUCAGGUAUUACCAACAGAGGAGAACUUCCUCUUAUUCUUUAGAUGCCAGCAACUGAAAUCGAGUGAAGAUUUCAUGCAGACAUGGCGAAAGUAUGAUAGUGACCACAGUGGCUUUAUUGAUGCUGAAGAGCUUAAGAGUUUUUUGAAAGACUUGCUACAGAAAGCAAACAAGCAGAUUGAAGAUUCAAAGCUGUCAGAAUACACAGAAAUAAUGCUCAAGAUGUUUGAUGAAAACAAUGAUGGAAAGCUGGAACUGACUGAAAUGGCCAGAUUACUCCCAAUACAGGAAAACUUUCUCCUUAAAUUUCAGGGUGUCAAAAUGUGUGCAAAGGAGUUUAAUAAAGCUUUUGAUACAUUUGAUUCAGAUGGAAAUGGCUACAUAGAUGAAAAUGAACUAGAUGUUUUGCUGAAAGAUCUUUGUGAAAAGAACAAAAAGGAUUUAGACAUUAGCAACCUUGCAACAUACAAGAAAAACAUCAUGGCCUUGUCCGAUGGAGGAAAACUUUACCGAACAGAACUUGCUCUUAUUCUCUGUGCUGGGGGAAAUUAGAGUCCAUUGAUCACUUCCACUUAACUAGUGAUAUAUUAUAUCUUUAAAACAAAACAAUAACUGUGCACUAUAAGGGAGUAGGCUUUACUUUCUUUUAUAUCUUGUAAAUUUAAAUCUAUAUAGAGAUAAUUAGCCAGGAUAUGUGGCACAUUCUUUUCAGCUUGUUUCUAUACUGUUUGUAAUGUACAGUUUUUGUAACUAUAAGAUCGAUAAAGAGAAUGUCUAUGUUUGGGCCGGUCUGAUUCAUUUAAAACUAACCGACAAACCCAACACCAAAAGAUUCUGUGUUUUCAAGGCGGGAGACGAUUUUAACACACAGCAGAGACUGUUGGAGCUUGUUAUAUCCUUUGACACUUGCUGCAGCAGCAAUAAUGCAGUCCUGCCUUCCAUGGGGGAGAGCAAUACAGAUCAGGAAUCAAAGAAACGUUUUCAGAGUAACCGAACUGAAGGCAGGGGUCUGGCGGGGCAGCAGCACACUUGUCACAAGCAAGGAAUGCAUGGUGGUUUUUUUGCGACACACAGGAUGGCCUAGAGGUCUCUCUCUUGCAUCGAGGCAGGCUGCCUCUCCAGAACUGUGUUGCUGCCCACUGGCUCCAUCCAUAGACUACAGAGAAAGUCACCCUAAGACAUGGAGGGGCUGCAUAUGUAUUACAAGGUGCACUGGAGUGGCACUCAACCAUGAUUUGGAUUUGACUUCAGGCACAUUUGCCCAAAGACUGGCCAUCGCUGACUUAGGGGGUGUUGAAGCUCCUGAGACAUUUUCAGCAAAUACCUUCCCCACCUAUGCAAAGUACAAUGGAUAGCAUCCUCCAGACCUGGAGUGGAGUGGUGCUCCACCCACAGAAGCUUCUUCCAUCCACAGGAGUGUUGCACACCCACAAGGGGUCCUUGCAUGGAAGGAGUUCUUGAUUAGAAGGAGCAUCUGCUGACGGAUCACCACUUAAAUGCUGCCCAUUGUUUCAGCUAAUGGAGCGGGGGAGUUUGGGGCUCAUGGUUUACAAGCCUCAGUAUUAGAAAACUUAAGUCAUGCUGUAGCAUAGUCGUGUUAAUUGCCACCGAGUUCUAAAUUGAAUUUCCCUGAAUUUGUAUACCAAGAUCACAGGUUCCUCAGGAUUAUGCGACCCUGAGCUUCACGAUCUUUAAGCCAGAGGUUCCCAGCCUUGGGUUCCUGGAUGCUUUUGGCCACUGUGGCAGAGGAUGAUGGGAGUUGUAGUCCAAUAAAAUCUGGGGAUCCAAGGCUGGGGAUCCCUGGAAUUAAGCUACUUGGAGAGCCUCUUUAGGCAUGUAGGCACAACAACUGUCUUUUUACUAAACAAACUGCAAGUUGGAAAAAUAAGGGUACACUUUAAAGCCGGUAGAAUAAUUAAAAACAUGAAUCAGUUUCAUCCUAUACUGUUAUGUUAGUGUUAAUGAAAGCUGUUGUGUCAGAAUAUGACGAUCCAUUUUCUAAAACUAUUUCCACAUUUUGCAGAUUAUAAUUCUAGCAAACUGCUGUUUUUACAUCAUUCUGUGUAAUCUAUAAUUAAAUUUAAUAUACUAAGACUGCUUGCAUCUAGUUUUGUCUAUUUCCUGUAUUACGUUGCUUUACAGGCAAUAAAGAAAUAACUUGUG